AUGAAGUACGACGCGAAGACUGACCCCCUCGGCCAGAUGAAGGCCUUCAAGACGGCAUUCUCCGAGGUUGUCGCUGAUCCGGACUGGAAGAACGCGCGUUUGAUCGAGCGCCAGCGCUGGAACCCCUACUCUUUCGAGGGCGGAUCAACUUGCGCCAUCGCCGGGGCUGACUUUGUGGUGUUGGCGUCGGAUACGCGUAUGUCCCAACAUGAGAUCAACAUCAUCACGCGUGAUGCCGAGAAAAUGCACGUGCUCAACAACAACUGCGUGCUGGCCACCUCCGGGUUCUACGGCGACGUGCUCCAGCUGAAGCGUGUUUUAAUGUCACGCCUCCACAAGUACCGCUUCGAUUUCGGCUCCGAGAUGACGGUCGAUCUGUGCUCGGAAUUGCUUUCAAGGAACCUUUACUACCGCCGAUUCUUCCCCUACUACACGGGCGCCAUCCUGGCUGGAGUCGAUGAGAAUGGAAAGGGAGCCGUGUUCAGCUACGACCCAAUCGGAUGCAUCGAGCGUCUCAGCUACACGGCUUCCGGCGCCGCCGAGCCGAUGCUCAUCCCGUUUUUGGAUUGUCAGAUUGGCCACGUGACGCUCGCCGAUGGUAUCGAACGACCUGCGCUGACAAUUGAACGCGCCACCUCAUUGAUCAAGGACGCCUUCCGCGGCGCAGCCGAACGCGAGAUCUCCACCGGUGACAAGAUUCAUCUGAUCAUCGCCAGGGCCGGGCAACCCAUCACCUCGACUUUCCUGCCGCUCCGCGAAGAU
Mesorhabditis spiculigera is the source of this 762-nucleotide messenger RNA. The record is from the annotation of a GenBank genome assembly. NCBI's taxonomy places the organism in Eukaryota, Metazoa, Nematoda, Chromadorea, Rhabditida, Rhabditidae.